GGCACCACCAGGCAGGGGUAGGGCCCUUGGAGGCCCCGGUUGGUGCUGGAGAGGGCAGCGCCGCUGCAGACAGGGGUGCCUGCGGGGAGGAGGAAGGGAGGAGCGGGCACCAUCCUCCUCGAGGUGUAACAUCUUGUCUUGUCCUCUCCCCCUGCCAUGCUGCGCUCCAGGGAGCUCCCUGCUCCGGCCCCACUGAGCCCUGCCCGUAGGUUGGUGACAUGUCUAACUCUUUCCUUGCCCUCUGCGUGCUGAGCUGCCCCGGCCGUCCAUCCAUCUCUCCGUGUGCGUGUGUGUGCCCCCCCACCCCAACACCAUCUGCCUCUUGCCCCCUGCCACUGCUCACAUCCCUGCACUGCCAUCUUGCUCGCGCCGUCUUCUGCUGUCCAGUGCCCGUUGCAGAUAGCUGGGGAACUGGCCAUGUGCUUUGCCAAGGAUCCCUGGGAAGCCCUUCACCACCAGCCAGCGUGCCUGUGCGGCCAUCUGGCCCCUCAUGGGCCUUGCACGAGCAUGGGUGCUCCAGGCGGGAAGCAUGCCAGGUGCCCACGGGGUCUGGCUCGGUUUCGCCGCCUCCCUCGUGUCCUUCCCCCGGUGCCAGGUGUCCUGUUCAGCAUUGAGGUCACCUCUACCUUCUUCGCCGUCCGCAACUACUGGCGUGGCUUCUUUGCUGCCACCUUCAGCGCCUUCAUCUUCCGCGUCCUCGCAGUCUGGAACAAGGAUGAAGAGACAAUCACAGCGCUGUUUAAAACCCGCUUCCGCCUCGACUUCCCCUUCGACCUGCAGGAGUUGCCUGCCUUCGCCGUCAUCGGGAUCGCCAGCGGCUUCGGGGGCGCACUUUUCGUCUACCUCAACCGCAAGAUCGUGCAGUUCAUGCGCCGCCAGAAGACCAUCAACCGCUUCCUCAUGAAGAAGCGCCUUCUUUUCCCUGCCCUGGUGACACUGCUCAUCUCCACAUUGACCUUCCCCCCCGGCUUCGGACAAUUCAUGGCUGGCCAGCUCACCCAGAAGGACACCCUGGUGACACUGUUCGACAACCAGACGUGGGCCAAGCAGGGGCUGAGCGAGGAGUUUGAGUACAUGGGCAUCUUGGAGGCUUGGCACCACCCCCGCUCCAACAUCUUCGUCACCCUCAUCGUCUUCAUCCUCAUGAAGUUCUGGAUGUCAGCCCUGGCCACCACCAUCCCCGUGCCCUGUGGAGCCUUCAUGCCCGUCUUUGUCAUCGGGGCAGCCUUCGGGCGUCUGGUGGGCGAGAGCAUGGCGGCCUGGUUCCCGGACGGCAUCCACACCGACAGCAACACCUACCGCAUUGUGCCAGGGGGCUACGCCGUGGUGGGGGCAGCCGCGCUGUCGGGCGCCGUCACCCACACGGUGUCCACGGCCGUCAUCGUCUUUGAGCUGACGGGGCAGAUCUCCCACAUCCUGCCCGUCAUGAUCGCCGUGAUCCUGGCCAAUGCCGUGGCCCAGAGCCUCCAGCCCUCCCUUUACGACAGCAUCAUCCGCAUCAAGAAGCUGCCCUACCUUCCUGAGCUGGGCUGGGGGCACCACGAGAAAUACAACGUGCGGGUGGAGGAUAUCAUGGUGCGGGACAUCCGCUAUGUCACCCUCAACUGCAAAUACCGGGACCUGCAGCACGUCCUGCACAGUACCAAGAUGAAGAGCCUGGCACUGGUGGAGUCAGCCGAGUCCAUGAUCCUGCUGGGCUCCAUCGAGCGGGCGCAGGUGGUGGCCCUGCUCAGCCACCAGCUCAGCCGUGAGCGACGGCUCCAGGCCCUGCGGGAGAAGAUGCUGGCAGAGCAGGCGGGCACUACCGAGGACGGGCACCAACUCUCCGACGCGGGUGUCCGCUUCCAGCCGCCGCUCAAGCGGGUGCCCAGCAGCCUGGCGGAGAGCCCACCAGCGGGCACCACCGACCACACAGGCAUCGCCCUCAAGAGCCUCUUUUGUGCCAACAAUGCUGCAGAGCCUGCCGAGGCCCAGGGCACAGCCCAGCGCAAGGCCAAACACGUCCGCAUUUCCAUCUUGGUAAGCUACAGCCAGUCACAGGCUGGGCACAGCUCCUUUCAGCCAAUCAGAGCCCAGUCUGAAUUGUCUCAGCCAGUCAGGGGCCUGGCACAAUUCUGUUUGGCCAAUCAUGUUUGCCCUGUGUGUGCAAGCCAAUCUCUGAUGGACCCGAUUCUGCUCCACCAAUCACAACACAGCCUAUGUCCUCUGUCACAAAUCUGCUUGGUGAAUUGUAAGGUGACCUGCAUCCUGUCAGCCAAUUGUGGAACUAGCCCCACAUUGAUCAGCCAAUCAUGACACAGCCUGUGUUCUCUCAAGCAGUCACAAACUUGGCUUGACUGCUUGACCAAUCAUGGCAUGAUCUGUGUCCGCUUUACCAGUCACAGGCCGGCUCCUCUCAGCCAA
Molecule: messenger RNA, 2403 nt
Organism: Struthio camelus australis
Lineage: Eukaryota; Metazoa; Chordata; Aves; Struthioniformes; Struthionidae
Source: RefSeq, a predicted model, not a curated record